Molecule: messenger RNA, 1670 nt
Organism: Salmo salar (Atlantic salmon)
Lineage: Eukaryota; Metazoa; Chordata; Actinopteri; Salmoniformes; Salmonidae
Product: caspase-7
Biological process (GO): proteolysis
Molecular function (GO): cysteine-type endopeptidase activity
Source: RefSeq, a predicted model, not a curated record
UGAUGCAACAGGAUGCGAUCAUGACAUUUUGCCUACAGCCACCCAGGUAUGUUAGUGUUGAGGGUGUGGCUGUAGCCAGUAGCCUUCCUGUCUGCCGGUUGGAACAGUGCUCAGCUGCAGUAUAAAAUACACACACAUGAACAAGACACUCUCCGACUUUACACUGACUGACACACAGCUCAGGUGGAUAUUUGCCUGCUGGUGGUCUAUUCAGGUGGGUUUUACCUGUUGGACCUUACCCCAUAAGGGAAGAGAGCUCACUUCGUUCAGUGCUCUGAUCCCCACUCUUUCUAUUACAUUGGACUUGUGUAGCACUUUGUGCACAAUAUAGCGGUACAUUUGUCAAAGACUCGGACAUAAACCCCCAGAGAGAAAGCAGGGGAAGACAGGAGCACGGGCACACUCCCAAGGGAUAGGUAAAAAUCUUGAGAGGAACCAGACUGCAACAACUUGACUGGGCCGUUGGUCUCUAUAUAUUUGGACAUGCCGCUGUGGAGACGGACAAAUGCUGGCGAUGAGGAGUGCAACCGGGCCGUGCUGGUCUCCGAGUCAAACUUUGACCAUGGGGUGCCACUGGGCAGGAGGCCGGCAGAGAAAGACACCAAGAGACUCCACAGUGCCUUGACCAGACUGGGCUACAGGGUGGACAUACACAUGGACCUUAACGCUCAGGACGUUUACACACUCUUCAAAACUGAGAGCGAGCAGCCGGUGAAAGAGUGCUUCCUGGCAGUGCUAUCAUCUCACGGGGAGGAGGGCUGUGUGUUCGGGGCGGACGGAAUGCCGGUUAGACUGUCCCACAUCUUCUCCUGCUUCAACAACACACACAUGGAGGGAAAGAUCAAACUGUUUUUCAUCCAGGCGUGUCGUGGGGGUGAGCUGGAUGAUGGGGUGACAGUGGAGACGGAUUCAGCAGGAAGUGACAUCAUUGAGGACACCUUGUCUCAAUACCUGUCCAUCCCCAUGGAUACGGCAGUUAUGUACGCCACCGCACCAGGUUACGGGGCGUUCAUGCACCCUCUGGGGGCCGUCUUCCUCCAGACAUUCUGCAUCCUAUUGGAGGAGGAAGGGGGUGGUGCCCUGGAACUGACACGCCUUCUGACACGCCUUUCCCAUCGUGUGGCCUUCUGCUUCGAGGCCAAAGGUCGUCUGCUGGGGGGGAAAAAGGAAAUGCCUUGCUUCCUAUCACGACUGACCAGAGAGGUGUUCCCAUUUGCCGUGCCCGGAAGGAGGGCGUGGCCAAUGGAUUUUCUGCCGCAACAUUCGUCAACCCAGAGUACAACAGACCUUACAAACAUUAUAUAAGCUAAACCCAAAGCCUUUGUUAGAUCUGAAGAGAACGGUCUCUCCCGGAUUGUUAGGCUUGACUCUUGCUCUGUCAGCUAGUACAGUUGACUUUGAGUGUUGUUGGUCAGAGGGUUGUGAGUUCGUGCCUAGGUUGGGAUGGAAUUUCCACUCUGUUACGUUUGUGUGCAUGAAAUAAAAAUAACAUUGUGAAGAUCAGACGUGUGGAUGCAGGAACAGAUCAGGUGUUGAUGGUUUCAUCAUAAAGUAGAUUAUCAUGGCCCCUGUCCUCUACAAACUAAUGCAUCUUAAAAUAUCCUAGAAAAUGAAAGGUAUACUACACAUCGAGUCUUGUUUCUUUCAUUAAAAUGGCUACCUAUCGCUUA